UCAUCCGAUAUCAGUUCUGCAAUAUUCAUAGUGAGAAGCGAUUGAAAGUUUCAUGGAGUCUCUGAAUUCUGCACGAGGCUCCUCCAACGUCUGAUAUGAGUCUAUGAAUUGGGCGUAUCCUCUCAAGCAGAAGGCCAGACUAUUCCACAUUUUGGUGAAACUAUCGGCAAAAGGGUGCUCACUGGCCUUCGUCUAGUCAAGCCCAACCUCGCGUCCAGAACAUCUCAAUCUGUUUUUCUUCUCAAUCAUCCCGUUUCUCAAGGGGAGCCGAAUUUUGUCUUAAUCAUGGUCCAUACUAUUGACGGCGCCAUGGCGGAGGCCUUGAGCUGCCUUCGUCUGGUUUCCAACCAGUUUCGCGCGUAUGGCAGAGCUGAGGCCGCGAACGCUCUGGGAAAGCUCAGCGUCGAGCUUGUUAGCGCCUUUUCUGGAGCUGUCCAGGAUCUUCCUACUGAAGCUUACUUGUUCAAUGACAAUUGUCCUGCACGUCACGCCAAGCAAGAGAAUGAAGAGAAGGAAGUCAGUGACAUACCUUCUCUUGGAACUCAUGAGAAGCAAUAUGUGUUCCCCUUGGUGCCAGAGAAGCUGCAGCAGCCGAUGAUAAUACCACCCUUCAAGGAGAACUUGGCUCCAGUCGCGACGCCAAUUCGACCUAUUCCAUCAAUCGCAGAAAGCAUUGCGCAGAUCGCACAGUCAGCGCAAGCCCAGAUAAAGCCACCCACUCCCCUCAUGGAGAUGGACCAGAAACAAUCUAUGCUCACUUAUUUAGCCCUGGCAGAGCAGACCAUUUCUGCCCCAGGGGCAGUGAUAAGCGAGGAAGAACGCAAAGCUGGCGUCGUCUAUCUGCACGGAAAUGUGUUCCAGAACUUCAUCCGUUUUGUCACCGCGCGCAUCCACGAGGGACCGCUGCAGGAGAUCGUGAUCGAAUCGACCCAAAAGACUAAGAUCGUAUUCCUGUACGCAGCCAAUGCCAGGGAGUUUGUCAAGUCGAAUGAGCAGAAACUGGCCACCACGGGAGUCUCGCGCUUCGGUGCCGGUUACACGGUGGAACUAGUAGAGUCAACCGCGUGGAACGAUAACCAGUUCAUGAUGAUCCACCCGUUCAAGGAACGCCGGCGUCUCACCUUUGCGAGACAGAAGCUGUUCUCGCAGAAUCUCACGGCUGCCAGAUGGAGAAGGGAUAUUGCGGAGAUCGUGGGGCCCCAUAAUAUUGAUUUCCUUUGGAUCUUCAAUUCUGGGAAUGCAACGGCUGUCUUUACCAGUACCGUCGUCGCCAGGAAGGUCCUGGAGAGAUUCAAGAAGCUGAAAGUCUCUCGUGGCAGCGUCUACCAGGGUGUGGAUGUAUCUUACUCCAGCGAUCCCUGUGAAAAAGAGCUGCACUUGACCACUCAGGCGAAAACUCCUUAUCACGCUUUGCAACUUCCAGCCGGCCCAUGAUCAUCACAUACUUCCAAGUUGUUGUUAUUAUUUCAGAAAAUUGGUCGAAGCCGAUGGACCCGUGGUUAGGAUUGGUGUUUGGGGUUGGUGUUUAUCUAUUGCUCGCGUUGGGAACGUUGACUUUGCAAAACAAAUGGUGAAAGGAAGAAUAUUCCACGAAGGGAUCGAUACAUCGCGACUCCAGGACCAAGUAACGGCAAAUAUCCUAGAAU
Molecule: messenger RNA, 1646 nt
Organism: Paecilomyces variotii
Lineage: Eukaryota; Fungi; Ascomycota; Eurotiomycetes; Eurotiales; Thermoascaceae
Exons: 8
Coding region: 286-1434 (382 amino acids)
Source: RefSeq, a predicted model, not a curated record